AUGCAAACUAUGCCAAGAGAAUUCAAAUCGUUUGGGUCAACGGAACAGUCUUUAUUAUCGAGGGGUCAUGGAGAACCUAGCUUCAGCGAAAUAUACGCUGAGCCAGAGAACUUCUUGGAGAUUGAGGUGCAUAACCCUAAGACUCACAUACCAAAUGGGGUGGAUUCGAAGGGAAUGUUUACAGAUUAUGAAAUAUUAUGCCGUACAAACUUGCCAAGUUUCCAUAAGAGGGUGUCUAAAGUGAGGAGACGAUACUCUGACUUUGAAUUUUUCCGCAAAUGCUUGAUCAAGGAAAUUUCGAUGCUUAAUCAUCCAAAGGUGAUGGUGCCCCAUCUGCCUGGAAAGAUUCUCUUGAGUAAUAGAUUUAGUAACGAAGUCAUUGAAGAGAGAAGACAAGGUUUGAACACUUGGAUGCAAUCGGUAGCGGGGCAUCCCCUAUUGCAGUCUGGCUCUAAGGCCCUAGUGAGGUUUAUCGAAGCUGAAAAAUUUGUCGGUUAA
This is a messenger RNA of Saccharomyces eubayanus, 498 nucleotides long. It is a transcript of the gene SNX3, whose product is annotated as Snx3p. The transcript has a single exon. Gene Ontology annotation, molecular function: phosphatidylinositol-3-phosphate binding. Gene Ontology annotation, biological process: endocytic recycling; late endosome to Golgi transport. The coding region runs from base 1 to 498 and encodes 165 amino acids. NCBI's taxonomy places the organism in Eukaryota, Fungi, Ascomycota, Saccharomycetes, Saccharomycetales, Saccharomycetaceae. The record is from RefSeq and is a predicted model, not a curated record. Gene Ontology annotation, cellular component: early endosome membrane; retromer complex.